Molecule: messenger RNA, 1276 nt
Organism: Strongylocentrotus purpuratus (purple sea urchin)
Lineage: Eukaryota; Metazoa; Echinodermata; Echinoidea; Camarodonta; Strongylocentrotidae
Exons: 1
Coding region: 1-918 (305 amino acids)
Biological process (GO): response to heat; protein refolding
Molecular function (GO): protein folding chaperone
Source: RefSeq, a predicted model, not a curated record
AUGAAUAUCGAAAUUAGAAUUCCGUUUUCGCAUCCCCGGGUGGAAUAUAGCGUCAAUUCUGGACAAGGUGGGUCAAUAACUCCGACAGUGAUAUCUGGCGGUCCUCCACAGUUCGGUCAGCCCACAGUCGAGGUGCACAAGGUGCCGCAGCAGCAAAGUGGAGGUAACCAGGGAAUGCCAACUAUCACUGUUCUUUCCCCGAAUGCAGAACCAACGGUUAUCAAGCCAAACCAAGCGCCACCACCAUACCUCCAGCAACACUCUCAGCCCGAGUCUAGCACAUACGUCACAACAAGUCAAUCUGGAGGACCAGGAGGACAAUCUAGCGUCAAGACCACCACCACGACCAGGAAAACAACCGAGCGACGCGUUUACGAGGACCCCGGGAUGUCACCGGGAUCAUCGAUCUAUUCGUCCGAUCCUCCUUCACCUUCUCCGACCCUCUACCAAGGAUAUUACGUCACACCCGUUUCUCUGACGAGCCAGUCAUCAGGGCCACCGAAGGGCCUUGGUGAACGCCAGACGAGUAAGAUCGAGUACGACAGUCAACGGUUCCAGGUGACCCUUGAUGUGAGUUCAUACCGACCAGAGGACAUUGAAGUUAAGAUCAAGGAUAAUAAACUGACUGUUCGUGCUGAGCACCGUGAAGGGACACCAGAAGGCGGCUUCGUUCAAAGAGAGUACUACCGUCAGUACACCUUGCCUGAUGACGUCGAUCUGAGGUUAGUCAAAAGCUACCUGUCUGAGAAAGGCAUCCUGACCCUGGAGGCUCCCAAGCUACAGUUAGCCCAGGCCAAUGAGCGGACCAUCCCCAUCCAAGUCAGGCCACAUGUAGAGGGUUCUAGCGGCAAAGGAACACCGACUGGACCCAUUGUGGAAGAAUUCACGAGUGAUGCUGAGUCCCUCAGGAGAUCAUAAGCUCGGAAUUGCUUGAUGGACAUCUUGAAGUCACUGUAAUCUACUAAAGGCAGCUUUGGUAUUCUGAAAAUGAAAUUUGAUUAUAUUUGCGUGUGUGACCCAUAUUCAAAUUAGUUAUCUCGAUAACAUUUUGCUGUAUUUUGAGUCUUCGUUACUCCUAAAAUUGAUGACAGUUAUGAAAUUGUUUGAUAUAAAAUGUGUGCGAAUCAUAUCAGAAUAGAAAACGUACUUGAAAUGUAAUCAUGACGACAUUUUCGCUCAUCAGGAGAAGCGAUAGCACUGACAACGGAUUUCCUGUACGUCUUUAAGAGUGAUUUUGAUUUUGAUUUGUUUUAUGAGCAAAAAAAUAACAGUCUAA